Molecule: messenger RNA, 2211 nt
Organism: Mercurialis annua (annual mercury)
Lineage: Eukaryota; Viridiplantae; Streptophyta; Magnoliopsida; Malpighiales; Euphorbiaceae
Product: U-box domain-containing protein 30-like
Exons: 3
Coding region: 97-1422 (441 amino acids)
Biological process (GO): protein ubiquitination
Molecular function (GO): ubiquitin protein ligase activity
Source: RefSeq, a predicted model, not a curated record
UCGUCACUCAUAGAUUAUUGCACUAACACUUCCAUCUCUGCUUCUAGUGUUAGCCACAGAAGAGAGAGCAAAAACAAAACGCUUAAACACAAAACAAUGAAGCUAGAUGUUGGUAGCGGCGGCCAAGUUCUCGAUCUGGACACGGCCGUCAAAGACGGCAUUUUAGGCGACAAUGUCUCCGUCGGCUUCAUUCCAAAAUCCGACAGUGAAAAAUUAGAUCUGAAAACAAUGAUUAAAGAGCUGGAGUCAACAAUAGAAGUGCCGUCCGUGUUCAUUUGUCCAAUCUCAUUGGAAACAAUGCAAGACCCAGUUACGCUGUGCACUGGCCAAACUUACGAGAGAUUCAACAUUGUUAAGUGGUUAUCUCUUGGCCAUUAUACUUGCCCCACUACAAUGCAAGAGCUUUGGGAUGACACUCUUACUCCCAACAACACUCUCCACCACCUGAUUUAUAGCUGGUUUUCUCAAAAGUAUUUGGGUUUCAAGAAAAGAUCAGAGGAUGUGCAUGGACGGGUUACUGAGGUUUUGGAUUCCCUCAAAAACAAGAAAAUCAAGGGUCAGGUUAGAGUUCAAUCUUUAAAAGAGCUUCGACAGUUGGUUAGUAUGCAUAACACUGCUAAGAAGGCUGUUUUAGAGAAUGGUGGAGUUGUGUUUUUGAUUAAUUUGUUGGGUCCUUUUACUAGCCAUGCCUUAGGGUCUGAGAUUAUUGGGAUUCUUGUGAAUUUGGAUUUGGAAUCUGCAUCCGUGGAGAAUUUGAUGCAACCUUCUAGGGUUUCUUUAAUGGUGGAUAUGUUGAAUGAGGGUUCCAUUGAGACUAAGAUUAAUUGUACCAAGUUGAUUGAAAUACUGAUGAAAGGUAACGACUUUAAUUCUAAAAAUGUAUCAAGUUUGAGUCUUUUAGUUGGUUUAUUGAGGUUGGUUAAAGAUAAGAGAUACCCGAAUGGGGUAUCGGCCGGACUCGGUUUGUUGAAAAGUCUGUGUUUACAUGAGUCUAUUAGGAGUUCAGUUGUUAGCAUUGGUGCAGUUCCUCAAUUAGUGGAGUUAUUGCCUAGUUUGAAUCAUGAGCGUUUAGAAUUAGCACUUUAUAUUCUAGAUGUUCUUUCAACUGUUACGGAGGGAAAAUUGGCUUUGAAAGAUUGUGCUAAUACAAUACCUAAUGUGGUGAGGUUGUUGAUGAAAGUUUCUGAGAAUUGUACUCAGUUUGGUUUAUCAAUUUUGUGGGCAGUUUGUGAGGUUGCACCAGAAGAAUGUGGUCCACUUGCUGUGGAGGCAGGCUUGGCUGCAAAGUUGCUUCUUGUUAUACAGAGUGAUUGCACUCCUGCACUGAAGCGGCGGUCGUCUGAGCUCUUAAAGUUAUGUAGUCUAAAUUAUACUGCUACAAUCUUCAUUUCCAAGUGUAAGCUUACCAGGACAAUACAAUGAAGAGAGAUGCUGAUAUGUUGAUGCACCGCAUUUGGUUUGCUUUUUCUCCCAAGAGGUGGAGGCCCUGGCAGAUGUGGGGUGGGCUUCGGACGGAAUGCAGCUCGGAUGAUUCUAAGGUAAGAACUGAAGGUGGCAGGCAGAGGUAAUGAAUUAAAAUGGAUAAGCAAGUUUGAAAUUCAUACUCUUAGAUCAGCUCAUGGAAGAAAUGAUGGCUAUCUCCUGACAACUACGAGACAAACUCGAGUUUUUAAAUUUCAGGCAUGUGAAAGGAUUCGAGGUGCUGCUGUUGAAUGUGGAAAAGCAAAUGAUGGAAUUGAAGGUGAAUCACUUUGGAGAUCUAAGGCCAAGCUGUAGAGGGUAACUGUGCAAGGAUUAUGAUAUUUUUGACUGAGAGCUUAAUUAGGAUGCCCUUUGUUGAUAUGUUGCUAAUAAGCAGAGAGCAAAGAAGCUGAACAAGCAACUUAUGAAUUAUGUCUUGUCCAAAGCUGAAAAUGUUAGUUAUUUUUUCUAAAGCUCCUUGGAAGCUUGAGCUCUAUUCUACGAAUAUGUGGGAUAUUCAUUGGCAAAGAGGAUUGAAAUCUAGGGAAUCAUAAGAAACAUCACAUUCACAUUCACAGACAAACGUGUGGCAAAGGAAAAGUGAAGCAUAAGCAGAACAAUAUGAGCAAUGAAGUAUCAAAGGGGACAGCUUUUGUACAUUAUAUCUUCUUUUGCCCUUUACUUUGCCUUCUUUAUCAUCUCAUAUUUUCUCUUAUUUAGUCAAAAGAGUAGCAUUCAGAUUUAACAUCA